Podospora pseudocomata is the source of this 2784-nucleotide messenger RNA. RefSeq lists its product as uncharacterized. NCBI's taxonomy places the organism in Eukaryota, Fungi, Ascomycota, Sordariomycetes, Sordariales, Podosporaceae. The record is from RefSeq and is a predicted model, not a curated record. Gene Ontology annotation, molecular function: monoatomic cation transmembrane transporter activity. The coding region runs from base 757 to 2349 and encodes 530 amino acids. The transcript is spliced from 6 exons. Gene Ontology annotation, cellular component: membrane. Gene Ontology annotation, biological process: monoatomic cation transport; transmembrane transport.
CGCAGCUUGCCGAAGGCGGACGAUCGCCGUCGACCUCCGUCCAGUCCUGAGUCCUCAGCUCUCGGCCUCACCCUCAGGCAAGUGGCAAUUGGUCGGAUUGCUCUCGUGAAGAGACAAGUUUCACCUUGGCCAAAUCCGGACGGCAUCAGGAUCAGAUAAAACAGAGAGCCAAGCCAGUGGAGGUGAGUGGAUAAACAGGUAUCAUCACCUCCCACACAUUGCCAACUUUUGAUACUAUAUCCAUCCAUAUUUAUAACAUAGCUAUCUUGUGUAUUCAAGACAAACUGCUCCUCGCUGCUUCAUUGCGCACCGUUUGUGUUUCAAUUAUGUCGUUUUGGAGUUCAGGAGGCGUUUUAGCUUGAACUUUUGGUGGAGCCUUUUGAGGUGGCGUCGCCACCACCACUACUACCCUGGUUUGAGAGCAGCUGCUUCGCCUUCCAGCAGGCCGUUGAACCUUGAGCGUUUGGUGAAAAAGGAACAAGGCCAGCGUUACUGACUUGAGAAGAGAGGCUGCUCGGGGAAAAAGGUUACCCGCACCGUUUUCUCUGUUCCGUUCAUCAUCAGGAAGCCAAGAACCUGGGUCUAGACUUGUACAGGUUCUCUGAGAAAACGAGCCGACAAGAGCGUCAAUCUGAUAACUGCGACUGCUGAUAAGCACACCACGCCGUUCACCAAUUCUUUUUUCUUUUCCCUCCAAAUUCUCUCUCACAUAAAAGGGCUCGUCAGGUUAUCAACACACAAGUCAAGGUGAACAAGAUGAGUUCGCCACCGACAACGCGCCCCAUGUUCCCGCGCUCUGCAUUUCUUCUCCUCCAAGAUGAACCGCCAAUUGCGCCCAUGGGCCACGGGGCGCUGGCUUCGCUGAUCAGGAAUCGACCUGCAGCAGCAUUAGCAAACCCUUUGUCUUUUGGUGGCCGCGAUGAGGAAGAAGGCGCGACUGAAACGGUUGAAGAUGAGGCGCAUAGGCGAGAUGAGCGCCGCAUGAGUGCCAUCUUGAACAGCUCUCACAUGCGCAGCAUGCGCCUGAUCGGAAAUAGCAACCCACGAUAUCGAUGGGAAAAAUACUGGAAGACCCCAGAGGAGCUGGCCGCUAUGAAGAAGGAUAUACGCGAGUACUAUGAACGCGUCAACCUCCUGGUCCAACAGUAUCUCUACAUUGACCGCCUCCUGGACUCAUCUUUGCCUCAUGACCUGCUCAAUGAGUACAACAACAUGCCCGCAUCUGCCUUUCGCGGUGUCGAGAUACCCGCCACCAUCACGGAAAACUCACCAACCACGUCACGGGAGCCCGCGCGCAAGGUAAAGCGGACCCCAAAGGAUAUUUACCGGUCUACCGAGACGACUCCUCUACUUCAAAGCAACGGCGGGGCAGCUGUGGACGACGACGACGACUUUGAAAACGGAGGGCGUGCCAAGCCUGAAAUCCCAUGGCUUGAAGAUGACCUCGUCGACAGCGAUGCCCCCAUUGUCACCUUGGCUAUCUACAUCAAUUUUGCUGCCAAUGUUAUUCUCCUAGCUGGCAAAAUUGCCGUCAUCAUCAGCGUCCCGUCGGUUUCGGUGCUGGCCAGCUUGGUGGACGCGGUUCUUGACUUCAUCUCAACCGUCAUCGUAUGGGUGACCACGGUUCUCAUUCGCCAGCAGGAUCAAUAUCGAUAUCCGAUCGGAAGGCGGAGACUUGAGCCUUUGGGUGUUCUUGUCUUUUCCGUGAUCAUGAUUACUUCGUUCGUUCAAGUUGCUCUGGAGGCCAUCCAGCGUCUUCUUUCUCCCGAUCGUCACAUCAUUGAACUGGGAAAUGCUGCAAUUGGAAUCAUGUUUGGUACCAUUGUCAUCAAAGGGUUGUGCUGGCUUUGGUGUCGCAUGGUGAAGAACUCGAGCGUACAGGCCCUUGCGGCAGAUGCGAGUACAGAUGUGAUAUUCAACGCCGGAUCCAUUGCCUUCCCUAUUGUGGGCUAUUGGGCACGUGUAUGGUGGCUAGAUGCUCUCGGCGGCCUUUUGCUCUCCGGCGUUGUCAUUUAUAACUGGUCUCAAACAUCCUACGAACAUAUCCGCCACCUCUCGGGCUUUUCUGCUACCGCAGACCAGAGAAACAUUCUCCUCUACCUCACCAUGCGCUUCGCAAAAACCAUCAAGCAAAUCCAGGGCCUACAAGCCUACCAUGCCGGUGAUAAGCUCAACGUCGAGGUCGACAUCGUCCUCGACGCCAGCACUCCAUUGAAAGACAGCCACGACCUGAGCGAGAGCUUGCAAUACGUUCUGGAGUCGGUCCCCAUUGUUGACAGAGCGUUUGUCCAUGUCGACUACGCAACGUAUAAUCUUCCCACACACAUGCAGCAACAAGGGUCUUCUUAAGCUAUGACGAGACCUGGAGGUUACGUAUAACCAAGAGCGUUUAGCAGCUUGGUGGGUGAGUGCAUGGACAAUCUAAACACAUGAAUGUAAAAGCACAUGAUUGUGGGUGGGCCAUGCAGAUUGCUCUUGACCCAAACCCACUCGGAUUUAUUCAAGAGAUACCCAGUACAUACACCACCGACCUUGUUUGUUUGUCUAGCGUGUACUUCUGGUGGAGGAUUUCCAGAUCGUACCGAGAUGCUAAGACCACGGAUUUCUAGGGUUGAAUCGAGCUAUUCUUCACUAACCAGGGCCUUUUUCGAAUUUAUCUUUUUGACUGUGAUCGUUGAGAGAUAAAUUACUCGACUGGCGAUAUUGGCCUUGGCUGUGCCGUGCUAGACAAACAAACAGGGUUCAGUGGUGUAAAGUGGAACACGAAUCAUAGACACUGCCAAG